This is a messenger RNA of Mustela erminea (ermine), 2598 nucleotides long. RefSeq names its product TP53 induced glycolysis regulatory phosphatase (gene TIGAR). Gene Ontology annotation, cellular component: cytosol. Gene Ontology annotation, molecular function: fructose-2,6-bisphosphate 2-phosphatase activity. The record is from RefSeq and is a predicted model, not a curated record. The coding region runs from base 138 to 950 and encodes 270 amino acids. Gene Ontology annotation, biological process: negative regulation of glycolytic process; fructose 2,6-bisphosphate metabolic process; positive regulation of DNA repair. The transcript has 6 exons. Lineage: Eukaryota; Metazoa; Chordata; Mammalia; Carnivora; Mustelidae.
GCCGGCCGGCCGGCGGGGCUUGGCGGAAGUGGUGUGGGCGAGCUGUCCCGCAGUGCGGAGAAGCGGCGCGCGGGAGGGUUCUGGGCCCGCGAGCCGAGCUGCGGCCACUACUUUCCGUCCCUCCGGGCGCCAGGAAGAUGACGCGCUUCGCUCUGACCGUGGUCCGGCAUGGUGAAACAAGAUUAAACAAGGAGAAAAUAAUUCAAGGACAAGGAGUAGAUGAGCCUCUUUCAGAAACUGGAUUUAAACAAGCAGCUGCUGCUGGUAUAUUUCUUAAUAAUGUGAAGUUUACUCAUGUUUUCUCCAGUGACCUCAUGAGGACGAAGCAGACUGUGCAUGGGAUUUUGGAGAAGAGCAACGUUUGCAAAGAUUUGACAGUAAAGUAUGAUUCAAGACUUCGAGAAAGAAAAUAUGGGGUUGCAGAAGGCAGGGCCCUAAGUGAGCUAAGGGCCAUGGCCAAAGCAGCCGGGGAAGAAUGCCCUAUGUUCACACCACCUGGAGGAGAGACCUUAGACCAGGUGAAAAUGCGUGGAAAAGACUUUUUCGAUAUUCUUUGUCAACUGAUCCUGCAAGAAGCAGGUCAGAAUGAACAGUUUUCCCAAGGAGCUCCAAGCAACUGUCUGGAAACUUCUCUGGCAGAGAUAUUUCCUUUAGGAAAAACCUGUGCCUCUGAAUCUAAUUCAGACAGUGACGCACCAGGAUUAGUCGCCAGUGUCUUAGUUGUGAGUCAUGGCGCUUACAUGAAAAGCCUGUUUAAUUAUUUUCUGACUGACCUUAAGUGUUCCUUACCCUCUACUCUGAACAAAUCCGAACUUAUGUCAGUCAGUCCCAACACAGGGAUUAGUCUCUUUAUUGUAAACUUUGAGAAAGGAAGAGAAGUGAAUCCAACAAUCCAGUGUGUUUGUAUGUACCUACAGGAUCAUCUGAAUGGAGGGACUGAAACUCACUAAAAUUUAAAUCUACAUCAAAAUCUAGCAAUUUUGAACUUUUGAGGGAGUGCCUUUGGCUUUUUUUGUUUCCAUCCUCUGCUAGUGCUGAUUUGGAAACAGUUAAAAAGCUAUUACAGCAGGUUAUAAAGCUUGAAUGGAAUCAUGGCCACAGAGAACACUAAUGGAAACCAUUUAGGACUGACUUAUUUUGUCUUGAGUACACUUGGCAUUUUCCAAAGUAAUUUUACCACCCUGGUCAGUUACAUAUCUGGAUUGUAAAUGAAGCAAGGAAUUCAGUAUUGCAAAUUGAGGGAUACAUGAUCUUGUAACUAUUUUUUUGCUUUUACUUUAUGUUGUUAUUUUUCUUUUAUAUCUGAAAAAUCUAGCCUGUUCUAUUGGCUCUUGGUAAGAUACUGUAUGCUUUUUACUAUAUCACCCAGUGCUUAAAAGAAGGAACUAUUUAUAAUUCCCAUUGCAUAUUUAUAAUAAGAACAUACUGUAUUUUAAAUGUCCUUUAAAUGAAAAAUUCUUAACCAUCCUCCGUUUUGUAUAAAACAAAACGACACUGAAAUUUUUAAUAUAGAAAUCAACUGUUAGAAUUUUUUACUAUGGAGGGUUUGAAAUAUAGAUGAAUGGAGAUCAUGGUUGCGGGCUGGUCUGGUGAGAAAGAAGAGAAAACAUCAUUUGACUAAGAAACAUUGAAGAAGAAAUCUCUGAGCAAAAGAAGAUAAAAGAGCAGCUCUUUCUCAACCAAUUUAUAGGCUGAAGAAUUUAGUCUGGGGAAGGCUGAUGAGAGUCAGUGGUUACUAGCGAACUACACAGUAACCUCAGAAGGAAGGGGGAUGCUUCCUUGGAAAGAAUGUUGCUCCGGUAACCCCAGCUGUGGGUUUUUGUAGGGGGUGAAAUGCUUCCUUUGUCCACCAGAUGGCACCAGAGCAAAGGGAUUUUGGUUAACUGAAUUUUGUACUCAAGAUUGGCCCCUCAAAAAAUCCUCACCGAAAUGAAAGUGUUUUCCAUGUAGUUUGCUUUUAAGUUAUCAUGCUGAUGAAUGCUGUGAGUCUCACUUUACAAGGGUAUUAAUACUAAAGUUUGUUGGUGAAGGCCAAAAUCACACGUAGUCCAAAUUUACCGUGGACAGCCUGUAAGUCCUAUGUGAAGUUCAGUAUUAACACUGUUCUCAGUGGCUCCAUCCCUGCCCCUCUCCUGCCAGCACUGGAAGAGAGCACGUGGCGGGGCACUGGAGGGAGGAGUCCGCAAGUGAGAAACUUGAAAAGGGAAUCGAAAAGGAUGAAUAAUAAUAAAUGUCUGCAUUCUCACCAUCCAGAAAUAAUAACUUCCCCCUUCUUCCUUUUUUUUUUUUUAAGAAAUUAACACACUGAGGUCUAAGUGAGAUUCCUUUAACUAGUCCCCGCAGUGCCAUGCCCUCUUGUACUCCGCAGAGACCACCAGGGUGUGGUGCGUCUGUGUGUCCAUUCAUCCGUUCCCGACCAUUUACCUGGAUCCUAAGGAAACGGUAUUGCUUCAGUGUUUUUUCAAAUGUACAUAAAUAUCAUCAAAUCUGUAUUCUGUAUGUUCACAUACUAUAUCAUGGGGCUCUAUCUAUGUUGAUAUGUAUGGAUGUACUUAGUAUCACUGCAUUCUAUUAAAUACACGUGGCACAUUUUGUUCA